Molecule: messenger RNA, 1002 nt
Organism: Colletotrichum chrysophilum
Lineage: Eukaryota; Fungi; Ascomycota; Sordariomycetes; Glomerellales; Glomerellaceae
Gene: FIP1
Product: cleavage polyadenylation factor subunit fip1
Exons: 4
Coding region: 1-1002 (333 amino acids)
Cellular component (GO): mRNA cleavage and polyadenylation specificity factor complex
Molecular function (GO): RNA binding
Source: RefSeq, a predicted model, not a curated record
AUGGAUAUCGACGAGGAUGAUGAUUUUUACGCGCCCGAGGAGCCGACUGUUCCUGCGCCUGCGCCUGCGACCGAAAAUGCUGCUGCACCCAAGGCGCCGUCGCCAAAAGUAGAGUCCAAAAAUGACGAGUUGGAGGAGGGUGAGGAAGAGGAUGAGGGCGGAGCCAUGGACGAAGACGAUGAUGAAGACUCUGAUAUCGACAUCAUCACCGAGCGCAAAGACGGCACAAAGGCUGCACCCCCAACCGACAUCAGAAACAUUCCUCAAAGGUCCGCCUCCAACGACAUGCCCGUCAAGGCCGCCCCAGCGAAGGAAGAGUCGCCGGCUGCCUCCGACCUCCCUCUGGGCAUCCCCAGUGCCGACAAGGCUGCCGCUGCCGCUUCCAAGUCCACCAUAGACGUCAACGCGAACCCUCCCUACCCUCCUGCGGGCAAACCCAUCACCGCCGUCAACAUUGACGAGGACCUCCCCGAAAACGAGAAACCCUGGCGCAAGCCCGGUACGGAUAUCAGUGAUUACUUCAACUACGGCUUCGACGAGUUCACCUGGGCCCUUUACGCUGCCAAGCAAGAGGCUGUCCGUGGAGAGUACAACGCCGACGCUAUCGCCGCCGGUAACAAGAAGAUGAUGGAGGACUUUGGCAUGAUGAUGAUGGGCGGCAUGAACAUGCCCGGUGGAGGGGCUGGCGCCCAGCAGGCCCAGGCAGCUGGUAUGGGAGGUAUGCCCGGCGGCGGCAUGGACGGCAUGCCCCCCGAGAUGCAGGCCAUGAUGCAGCAGAUGAUGGGCCAGGGCAUGGACCCCAGCCAGAUGGACCCCGCCACCAUGUCUGCCAUGUUUUCCCAAGGCGCCAACGCCGGCGGCCAAGCGGGCCAGCAACAAAACUUUGGCCAGGGCGGCUUUGGAGGAAACCAGGGCCAGUACGGCGGCUACGACCAGUCGGGCAUGGGUGGCAACCGCGGUGGCUUCGGCGGCAGGGGCCGUGGUGGACGUCGCCAAUGGUAA